CACCCGACAAGGGAGGGAGUCUCAGUCUUGGUCGUUGGCUGUCGGCGGUGCUCCUUCUUCAGGGCGUCAUGGGGCUCUCGUAACACCUUGGCCAGGGCCUUGAGUCCCCUAACAUGUAUAAAAUGAUGCAAGGAGAUUUUCAACAAUCUUAUUUCGAUUUUGCCACUCGCGCUGAGGGUGGCGUCCCCAGCGCCUUCGCGUUUGCGUGAGAAGUUUACUAAACAUGACGCAACUACUACUCCUGUUCUUGACGUUGGUAGUUAGCAGUCAUGCUGAAGUUCUCUCAUCAAGAACUGCCAGAGGCCGUCCUACUGUUUCCAGUGUCCUCCAUGGUGGAAGAAACCUACAGCCACAACCUGCCGCCUCUAAUAUUCGUGAGGAUCUUAGCGAGCAACAAGACAACAUAGCUGAACCAACUCUGUUCAGACAUGAGGUGGCAAAUAUCUCACCUAAAGAUAAAGACCUUGAUGACAAACAUUCUUCUCACAAAACGUCUGGAUUAAAUUCAGAGAAGCAAAUUAACUCCUUGCAGCCUGUGCCCAUAAGCGUGCCUUUAUUGCUUCAGUCACCAAACAGUGAAUAUUUUCUUCCUCCACACGGCACUGUGAUAUCUGUUAGUAAUCCUUUUCCUUUUAGACAUAAUAAUAAUAAUAAUAAUCAUGCCCCAUCUGUUCCUCCAAGUAAUUCUGUGUCUUCUGUAUCAUCAUUAUAUGCUGCGCCUGAUGUCGGCUUACCACUUGUGGGGUAUUCAUCAUCUUAUGGUCAGACUCUUCAACAAGGUCUGCCCAUUGCUCCUGUGUCUGUAAUUAAUCACGCGCCUGCUGGUAUUCCAGAUAAAUCUCAUACAGGAGUCACUUCAUCAUAUGAGCAUCCUCCCCAUGUAGAUUACUCCAUAUCCUCCACACCUCAUCCUAUUUCUAUUUCACACCCUGUGUCUUCUGUACCAGCCUAUGGUACACCUGCAGUUGGUGGGCCACAUAUUGAACAAUCGUCUUAUGGUCAGCCCUCUCACAGCCUUGAGCAUUCUGUCUCAUCUCCACCCGUGUCUCUAUCCGUUCCUGAAGUCGGGAUAUCAGGUUUGUAUGGCACUCCUGAUGCAGGGUUAUCACAUCCCGAGUUCCCAUCUGUAUCACCAUCAUAUGGUCAACCUCAGUCUGUAUUCAUAUUUAACCCUGUUGCUAGUAAGUCAAGUUUGUAUGGUUCUCAUAGUGCUAAUGUACCACAUAAUGGGCUUUCAGUUUUAUCAUUUGGAGAGCCUACAGUCUCUGAAAAUCCCAUUUCUUCUGUAUCCAUAUCUAACCCUAUUUCUAGUAUUUCAGGGCUAUAUGGCACUCCCAGUGCCAGUGUACCACAUAAUGGGGUUUCGUCAUCAUAUGCAGAACCUACCUUCACUGAGAAACCCAUUUCUUCUGUACAUAAUCCUGGCCCCGGUAUUUCGAACCUCUACAGUAUUCCAGAAGCCGGUACAUCAAAUAAGGAGCUUGCAUCAUCAUCUUAUGGUCAGGUUCCCUUUUCUGGUAGCCCUGUUUCUCAUGCAUCCAUAAGCAAACCUGUUCCAUCUGUGCCUAGCGAGUACAAGUCCUCUGGUGUGGGAAUUUCUCAGUCUAGGUUUUCCUCCUCUUUCGAUCAGCCGCAGAUCAGCAGCUACGCAGAUCCCCUUGUUGGAAGUUUUGUGACCACACCAAGUAGUUCUUACCUGCCUCCAGAUAUAGGAGCAUCUGGAAGCGUUGUCAGUCCUGUUUCUCUGCCAAUUCAAGAUAGCAAAAACCUUCAUUUGACUGCUUUGAACAGUCGCUCUUCCGCCACAGCAAUCCGACUUGAUCCACCUGAUAUAAACCUUUCACCCACAAAUUACCUGACUUAUGCCCCUUCAUAUCCGGUAGGUGUCAAGGCCAGUACGAAAACUCCAGCUGCGCAAUCGCAGCCUGCCAAAUCUCAUUAUCAUUCACAGGAUGAGUUUGGACGGUACGCCUUCGGCUACAAUACCGGCGACUCGUCUCGUGACGAGACCCGUGAUGCGUACGGACAUGUCCGUGGUAGUUAUAGUUACGUGGAUGCAAAUGGUGAAGUCCAGAUUCAACAUUACGUAGCUGAUGACAAAGGUUUCCGUGUAACGGGGACUAACCUACCUGUGCAUGCGACGGAUAAGAACUAGGUACCAACUAUAAAUAUAUUUUGUUAUAAUUGCCUUAUGUUAUCUCUCCUCGAAUGGAUAUACCGAAAUAUAUGAAUAUUACCCUUCAUUAUUAGUAUUUAUACUCCCGGCUUUAAGAUCUUGGUCGUUAUAAUAUUAAACUUCUAAAGUUUGUGAUGAAUUUUAUAGGAGACAAAAUAAAAAUGGUUAUCUCAAAAUAAUAUGAAACCUGGAAUUAGAAUGACAUUGAUUC
This is a messenger RNA of Macrobrachium nipponense, 2387 nucleotides long. RefSeq lists its product as uncharacterized. The record is from RefSeq and is a predicted model, not a curated record. Gene Ontology annotation, molecular function: structural constituent of chitin-based larval cuticle. The transcript has 2 exons. NCBI's taxonomy places the organism in Eukaryota, Metazoa, Arthropoda, Malacostraca, Decapoda, Palaemonidae. Gene Ontology annotation, cellular component: chitin-based extracellular matrix. The coding region runs from base 224 to 2155 and encodes 643 amino acids.